AUGUCUUUCCUAGGUCUAGGUGGUGGAGCUCCUCAACUUUCUUCUCAGCAAAAGAUCCAGGCUGCUGAGGCCGAGUUGGAUUUGGUUACCGAUAUGUUCAACAGAUUGGUCUCCAACUGUUACACCAAGUGUAUCAACAAUGCUUAUAACGAGGGUGACUUGAAUAAGAACGAAGCUAACUGUUUGGACAGAUGUGUGGCGAAGUACUUCGAGACAAACGUCAAGGUUGGUGAAAACAUGCAAAAACUGGGUCAAACCUUCAACGCUGCUGGUAAGUUCUAA
Nakaseomyces glabratus is the source of this 282-nucleotide messenger RNA. It is a transcript of the gene TIM10, whose product is annotated as protein transporter TIM10. Gene Ontology annotation, cellular component: mitochondrial inner membrane. Lineage: Eukaryota; Fungi; Ascomycota; Saccharomycetes; Saccharomycetales; Saccharomycetaceae. Gene Ontology annotation, biological process: protein insertion into mitochondrial inner membrane. The record is from RefSeq and is a predicted model, not a curated record.